ACGUUUUGUGACUUUUGGAGAGCUGCCAAAAGUGAAACUUAGUGCCCCAGACAAGCAGGGGCAAGUCUGCCAAGGAAGCUGUGGCCAGAAGCACAGAUCAGAAACACAAUGGCUCUGCUAACAGCCAAAACAUUCAGGUUACAGUUUAACAACAAGCGCCGCGUCACAAAGCCUUACUACCCGAGGAAGGCCCUCUUGUGUUACCAGCUGACGCCGCAGAAUGGCUCCACGCCUACCAGAGGCUACUUUAAAAACAAGAAAAAGCGCCAUGCAGAAAUUCGCUUUAUUAACAAGAUCAAGUCCAUGGGACUGGACGAAACGCAGUGCUACCAAAUCACCUGUUACCUCACGUGGAGCCCCUGCCCCUCCUGUGCCCGGGAGCUGUUUGACUUCAUCAAGGCUCACGACCAUCUGAACCUGCGCAUCUUCGCCUCCCGCCUGUACUACCACUGGUGCAGGCGCCAGCAGGAGGGGCUGCGGCUUCUGUGUGGAUCCCAGGUCCCGGUGGAGGUCAUGGGCUUCCCAGAGUUUGCUGACUGCUGGGAAAACUUUGUGGACCACGAGGAACCUCUUUCCUUCAACCCCUCUGAGAUGUUAGAGGAGCUAGAUAAAAACAGUCGAGCCGUAAAGCGACGGCUUGAGAAGAUAAAGGUGAGGUACUGUCCUGCCUGCUGCCCCCGACCUCCUCACCGCCUGCCGCAGCCCCAUACCCAGUCAAACCUCUGCCCACUGCCCUUACCCCUACCUUUUUUUCAUUUCUUUUCUUUUCUUUUUUGAGACAAGAUCUCACUCUGUCACCCAGGCAGGAGUGCAGUGGUGCGAUCUCGGCUCAGUGCAACCUCCGCCUCCCGGAUUCAAGUGAUUCUCCUGCCUCAGCCUCCCGAGUAGCUGGGAGUACAGGCACUCGCCAACAUGCUCAGCUAAUUUUUGCAUUUUUAGUAGACACAGGGUUUUACCAUGUUGCCCAGGCUGGUCUUGAACUCUUGGUCUCAAGUGACCUGCCCGCCUUGGCCUCCCAAAGUGCUGAGAUUACAGGUGUGAGCCACCAUGCCCCGCCCCACUACCUGUUUCUUUUUUGUGUUCUCCUUUCGCACCAGGGGCUCCCUCUUGUUCUUUUAGAUUCCAGGGGUACAUGUGCAGGGUUGUUACAUGGAUAUAUUGUGUGAUGCUGAGGUUUGAGUCACCCAAUCUACUGGAACAUAGCACCCAAUAGGUAGUUUUUCAGCCCUGGCCCCCCUCCCACCCUCUCUUCUUUUGGAGUCUCCAGUGUCUAUUAUUUCCAUCUUUAUGUCCAUGUGUACCUCUCACCAUAUACAAAAAUUGACUCGGCCAGGUGCAGUGGCUCACGCCUGUAGUCCCAGCACUGGGAGGCCAAGGCAGGCGUAUCAAGAGGUCAGGAGUUCGAGACUAGCCUGGCCAACAUGGUGAAACCCCAUCUCUGCACCUAUAAUCCCAGCUACUCAGGAGGCUGAGGCGUGAGAAUUGCUUGAACCCGGGAGGUGGGAAGUUGCAGUGAGCCAAGAUCAUGCCACUGCACUCCAGCCUGGGCAACAGAGCAAGACUCUGUCCCGAAAAAAAAAAAAAUUAACUCAAGAUGUGCUGGGCAUGAUGACUCAGGCCUGUAAUCCCAGCACUUCAGGAGGCCAAGGCGGGUGGAUCGCUUGAGCCCAGGAGUUCAACACCAGCCUGGGCAACAUGGCAAAUCCCUAUCUCUACAAAAAAUACAAAAAUCAGCCAGGCAUGGUGGCAUGUGUCCGUGGUCCCAGCCAUUCGCGAGGGUGAAUGCGAGAUUGCAUGAGUUCAGGGGGGUGAAGGCUGUAGUGAGCUGAGAUCGUGCCACUGCACUCCAGCCUGGGCGACAGAGUGAGGCUUUGCUUAAAAAAGAAUAAUAACCCAAGAUGAAUUAAAGACUUAAAUGUAAGACCUCAAACUAUGAAAAUCUUAGAAGAAAACCUGGGAAAUAUGAAAUACUCUACUGGACACUGGUCUAUGCAAAGAAUUUAUGAUUAAAUUCUGAAAAGCAAAUGCAACCAAAACAGAAGUUGACAAUUGGGAUCUAAUUAAAUGGAGCUCCUGCACAGCAAAAGAAACUAUCAACAGAGUAAACAGACAAUCUCCCUUUUUGAAGAUGCUCUUGUCACCUCCCUGUUUUUCUCCAGGCCCUUUCUUGGCCCUUCUGGUGCCAGUUCGUUUCUCUUCCUAAUGAUCUCAUCCUCACCUCUCCCUCCCUUCCUCCCUGUGGUGUCUCACCAGUUGGUACCUCCUAAUUUCUCUCUUUCUCUCUCAGCAGUCCCGGAGUGUGGAUGUUUUAGAGAAUGGCUUAAGAAGUUUGCAGCUUGGACCCGUAUCCCCUCAUUGUCAAGAGGCAACUCAAGAUGACUUUCCCUGGGGCAUGUCAGUUGCCUCAUAGCCUGCUGGUCCUGUGAGCAAGCACCAAGCUCCACAGUGCCGGUUCCUUGCCCCAAACCUGGCCCCAUCCAAGUACAGAAGACCUUUUUUUCCUCCUUUUUCCAUAAUGCUUUCUGUUCUAAGUGGGUGAAUAAUUUUAUAAUUGGAAAAAUAAAGAUAAUUUUAAAGUCUAUAAAUCCAGCCGGGUACGGUGGCUGACGCCUGUAAUCCUAGCACUUUGGGAGGCUGAGAUGCUCAGCCAAUAAAUUUAUAUUGUUUAUGAAUCA
Messenger RNA from Symphalangus syndactylus (siamang), 2675 nucleotides. It is a transcript of the gene APOBEC3H, whose product is annotated as apolipoprotein B mRNA editing enzyme catalytic subunit 3H. NCBI's taxonomy places the organism in Eukaryota, Metazoa, Chordata, Mammalia, Primates, Hylobatidae. Gene Ontology annotation, biological process: cytidine to uridine editing; defense response to virus; negative regulation of single stranded viral RNA replication via double stranded DNA intermediate. The record is from RefSeq and is a predicted model, not a curated record. Gene Ontology annotation, molecular function: zinc ion binding; cytidine deaminase activity; RNA binding. Gene Ontology annotation, cellular component: P-body; cytoplasm; nucleus.